GGGACAUUUGUUAAUUUUAGUCAAAUUGGCACCCAUUUUGCACACCAUCUUGAGAAGUUCUUUCUUGCUUCUGUUCGUUGGUCGUACACGUGACCAUCCAAGAUGUCAUCUCAUUUAAAUUGGAUGAUAAUUCGUAAUAACAAUGCCUUCCUUCUCAAGAAGCGCAAUAUCAGUAAACCAUUUUCUACGGAACCCAACAAUUUGACAAAUUUGAGUAGCUAUCGUUAUUCGGGUUUAAUUCAUAGGAAGAGUGUUGGUGUUAUUGAUACUCCUGAUAAAAAAGGAUUUACAGUUGUUUAUAAGAAACCAAGAUCAAUUAAAAAGCCUGCUAAAUCCACUGUUCGAUGCACGAUGAAAGCUGGAGCUCGUCGUUCUUUACAUAAAUUGAAAAGGUUGCUUACAAAGAAUAAAUAUCGUGUAGAUCUUUGCAAGGCUGCAUUACGUCGUGCCAGUGCUGUUUUACGUUCCCAAAAGCCUUUACCUGCAAAGAAGACUCGCACAACAAAAAAGGCAGAUUAAUUUGUAUACAUUAAUAAAUAUAUGUUUUAAUGUAAA
Megachile rotundata (alfalfa leafcutting bee) is the source of this 555-nucleotide messenger RNA. RefSeq names its product ribosomal protein L28 (gene RpL28). Gene Ontology annotation, cellular component: ribosome. The record is from RefSeq and is a predicted model, not a curated record. Lineage: Eukaryota; Metazoa; Arthropoda; Insecta; Hymenoptera; Megachilidae. Gene Ontology annotation, biological process: translation. Gene Ontology annotation, molecular function: structural constituent of ribosome.